CCUGGUGGCGACAGAACAACUGAGUCGCACAAGAAGUCAGUUAGCUACAUAAAAACAUAAACAGUCUGAAAACAUUACAUAUUAGCAUAUGCUUGGUUUCGAAACGAGUAUUUACCUCACCGACACAAGAUGGAGGCUUAUCACGAUCAGACUUUAGACUCACCCUCCAAAAACAGUUACAUUGGGAGUUACUACCAGCCUCCAGACAGGAUACUACCAGUAGCAAGACAGCUGGAGUUCCCUGCCCAGUCAUCCGUCAGCGUGGACCCACAGAUGACCAGCCCUCGGGUGUCUCAAACCAAACCUAAUAUUGACAGCAUAGCUGUUGUUGAUGCACUGAAGACCCUCCAGGAGAAAAUCAGGCGGUUAGAGCUGGAAAGGAAGCAAGCCGAGAAGAGUUACAGUCAGUACUCUCACGAUGCCCAGAGGCAUCAGCAGGUCACAGCAUCUUACACGGUGCCCAGUCAACCAGCAGCCAGCCUGCCUGAGACAGAUAACUCUGGCAAGAAAGCAGAGCUGGACUCGAAGCUGCAGUCUGCAGAGGCUCGUUGUAAGGUUCUGGAGAAGCAGCUGGACUACAUGAGGAAGAUGGUUGAAAACGCUAAAAAGGAGAGGAAUGCCCUCAUGGAGAAUCAGGCUUCACUACAGCCAAGUAGCUCAAACACCCAGUCUCAGCGGGAGAAGCUGGAGAAACUUGAAUCAGAGUGUCUCAAAUUGAGUAGGACCCAAAGUCUAGCAGAGGCAAAGCUCGCCAUUCUGGAGCAAAAACUACUGAAAGAAGAGCAUGAACGUAAACUUGUGCAGGAGAAAGCCGACAAGCUGCAAAAGGAGUUGGACAUCAACCUUCUAUUGUCUGUGCCAACUACUGAAGAAAUAAAGCCAAAGAAGAAAACAAAAAAGACCACCAAGAAAACCUCCACACAGAAUGAGCUGGCAUCACCAAGCGGCCUAAGACACAAAAAAUUCCCCUUUGUUGCAGGAACAUCGACAAGCCCAAGCCAUUCAGUCCACGCCAACGUGCAAAGUAUACUCCACAUGAUGAAGCACCAUCAGCCCCAGCUGUGUGAAAGAGUGAGUGCGCUGCACAAGCCUGGUUGUCCAGCCAAGAAAAGCCUCCAAAAGUGCUUGGCUCCAUCUUCCACCACUUGUCACAAGCCUGACAAGGAGCCCGAAGGAGCAGAUCAGUCACUGGGCUCGCUGUCUGACCUGCUCUUGGCUCUGCAGGACGAGCUAGGACAAAUGAGCUUUGAGCAUCAGGAGUUGGUGCACCAGAUAGAUGCAACCCAAGAUCGCGAGCAGAAGCGGGACCUGCAGAGUGAACUGGGGAGGUUGGUUGCCAGGAUGGAGGAGAAGGGAGCCCAGAUCACUAAGCUCCGCAAACACCAGCAGAGGGUCCAUAAAUUGACCCAGAGCCAACCAUGUGACAAGGAACACACAGCCAAGAAGUUGUGUGGGAUCAAGCCACCUGUUCCCUCUCCUGUUAAGGCCAAGAAGACACGUAAAAAAAGUGGGACCCCUCACAACAACCUGCAGCUUCUCAGAGAGACCCAGAAGUUCAGGAACAGUCUAAAUCAAGAUGACCUUUCCUGGGAAGCAUGAGGUUCUCUGAAAGACCUUUCUGUGUACGGGCUUUGAUGCUACAGCUGGCCUAACCACAAGACUCCCCUUGGUUCCUGGCAGCCUGUUUUUCUCUUUUCAGAUGGCCUCUUGGACAUUUUAGAUAACAAAUGAAAAGAGGGAAUAAAGUGUUUUUGUGUUUUUACACAGGAAAAUUGUUAAUAUUCAUAAAACUUAUUAAGCUAUGGGAGACUGAGUUAAAUGAAAUCUUGCACAUACAGGGUCCUUCACAGGUAGAUGGUGUUUAGUUUAUUAAUCAUGACCUUCACCUGUCUAAUAUCAAAUGAAGCUGAGGAAAUUUUUCUUCUAUUUUUUUUUUUAAAUUUUAAUAAAAUGUAUU
Epinephelus fuscoguttatus (brown-marbled grouper) is the source of this 1957-nucleotide messenger RNA. It is a transcript of the gene cep57l1, whose product is annotated as centrosomal protein 57, like 1. Gene Ontology annotation, cellular component: centrosome. Gene Ontology annotation, molecular function: gamma-tubulin binding; identical protein binding; microtubule binding. The record is from RefSeq and is a predicted model, not a curated record. Lineage: Eukaryota; Metazoa; Chordata; Actinopteri; Perciformes; Serranidae. The transcript has 11 exons. The coding region runs from base 130 to 1599 and encodes 489 amino acids.